Molecule: messenger RNA, 1296 nt
Organism: Drosophila innubila
Lineage: Eukaryota; Metazoa; Arthropoda; Insecta; Diptera; Drosophilidae
Gene: Cpr100A
Product: cuticle protein 3
Exons: 3
Coding region: 159-881 (240 amino acids)
Cellular component (GO): chitin-based extracellular matrix
Molecular function (GO): structural constituent of chitin-based larval cuticle
Source: RefSeq, a predicted model, not a curated record
CGUCGGUCUGGCACUCACCUGGUGUCGUAUACGAUAAUAUCCCCAAUAAAUUCUUCUCGUAAAGGCACCACAUCGAAAUAAAUCGCGUGUGAUUCUCAUUCUGAUUCUGAGUGCAGUUUACGUAGUAGCUUUUCAAGGAUAACAACGAAAGUUACAAAAUGUUUCGCUUUGUCGCAAUAACCAUGCUUGCCACAUUGGCAGCAGGCCAAAAUUAUCACCAGGAUCCCAAGACGGCGGCCAUCAUAAGUGAGCAGCGUUAUUUGUCUGGGGAUGGUAAAUUCGGUGCCGCAUACACACAAGAGGAUGGCAUCAACUUCAAAGAGGAGACGGAUGCGGAUGGCACUCGUCAUGGCAGCUACAGUUAUGUGGAUCCCUCCGGAGAACGUCGCACCAUUUCCUACACUGCCGGCAAAAAUGGCUUCCAAGCAUCCGGUGACCAUUUGCCAGUGGCUCCGCCAGCACCACCACAGCCCGUGCCCACGUCGGGCUAUCAGCCACAGUCGCAGUACCAGCCACAAUCCUACCAGGCACCAGCACCACAACAGUCCUCAUUCCGCAGCAACGAUUAUGGUGAUGAUGGCUCCUACGAUACUCGCUAUAACGAUCCCUCUUUCGGCCAGCAGCAACAGUCGUACCAUCAGCCAGCUCCUCAGCAACAGUACCGUCCCGCCCCGGCGCCUGUGCAGCCCUCGUACAACCCAGCCCCGCAGCAGACCUACCACCAGCCCGCCCCUCAGCCACAGCAGCCUCAGUAUCAGCCACAGCAGCAGCCCAACUAUUACACCACAACUACGCCCAAUCCUCACCGUUUCUCGCCUCCCGGCAAGCUGUCGCUGAACCGCACGCCCGAUGGCUUCACCUACUCCUUCAACAAGGUCUAAGCGCUGGAGAGAGAACUACAUAGAUUGAGCUUGUUUCUAUUGUAAUUUAAACUUUUCUCUUUCACUCUUUCUAUCUCUUACACUCUAACUCUCUUCACUUCUGUCUGCCUCACUCUUGCAUUUUCUUGAAUUUCCAUCACUUUUUCACUUUGCUGUUCGUUGUGCUGUUCUAUUGCAGUUUUUAGUAACUUCAUCGAAACUUUUUGUGAUAUGUAUAAGAAAAGAAUGAAAAUGAAACUGCCUCGUAACUCCUAUCUACGAUCCUACAUAUAUAUGGAGACUAGCAGUUUUUGUUUGUAAUUUAUAAUACUCCUCAAUGCUGUCAAAUCCAAUUCUACUCUCCUAUUGUGAAGCGAAACCAAUAAACUUGUAAGUGUGUGCGGUUGAAGACGUUUAUCAAAUGAAAAAUGUACAA